This is a messenger RNA of Emiliania huxleyi CCMP1516, 1502 nucleotides long. RefSeq lists its product as hypothetical. Bases 497 to 1501 code for a protein of 334 amino acids. The record is from RefSeq and is a predicted model, not a curated record. The transcript has a single exon. NCBI's taxonomy places the organism in Eukaryota, Haptophyta, Isochrysidales, Noelaerhabdaceae.
CCAGCCGCCGCGCCGCCGCUCGCGCCGCCUCGCCUCCGCCCCCACCGCCGCUCCCUCGCCAGACACGCCGCCGCCCGCCCGCCUGCUCGACCUUCCCAGGGAGCUCCUCGAGCGCGCCCUCUCCCGCUGCGACCCCGCCGACAUCGCUCGCGUCGCGGCCGUCUCGCUACUCUUCCACGCCUCGCUUGCGGAGGAGGGCAUCCGCUUGUGGGCGCAAGAGCGCGGCUUCGAGCUGCCGGCGCAGCCAGAGGGCGAGGGCUGCGCCGUGCGGUGGCUGUGCUGUUCGGCGCUGCUGCGCGAGUCCAACGCGCCGGCGAGGGUGUCAGCAGGCGAACGGCACAGCGUCUUCAUCGACGGCGAGGGGCGGCUCUCGUCGUGCGGGUCAGCGGCAAGGGAGGGCGAGGAGGAGGAGGAUGACGACGACGAGGAAUUUCCAGGCCUUCUCGGCCACGGCGAGGGCGUGACGCAGCUCAACACGCCGACCCGCCUCCCGUCAAUGCUGGGUGACGAGCGCGCCGUGAGCGUGGCGGCUGGAGCAUACCACAGCCUCGCCCUCACCGCCGACGGAUCUGUGUGGAGCUGGGGCGGUGGAUUCUCUGGCCAGUUGGGCCACGGCGACGAGCAGGACCAGCUGCUGCCCAAGAAGAUCGAGACCUUUGCUGGCCGGCGCGUCGUCGCUGUGUCGGUUGGGCUGUACCACAGCAUCGCCAUCACUGCUGACGGCAGCGCCUGGAGCUGGGGCGAUGGAGACUACGGCCGGCUGGGCCACGGCGACCAGCAGGACCAGCUGCUGCCCAAGCAGGUCGAGGCCUUCGCUGGGCAGCGCGUCGUCGCUGUGUCGGCUGGAGCCCGCCAUAGCCUCGCCACCACGGCCGAUGGCGCCGCUUGGAGCUGGGGCCUUGGAGGCGCUGGCCGGCUGGGCCACGGCGACCAGCAGCGCCAGCUGCUGCCCAAAAGGGUCGAGGCCUUUGCUGGGCGGCGCGUCGUCGCUGUUGCGGCUGGAGGCAUCCACAGCCUCGCCAUCACCGCCGAUGGCGCUGUCUUGAGCUGGGGCGAUGGAGUCUCUGGCAGGUUGGGCCACGGCGACACGCAGAACCAGCUGCUGCCCAAGAAGGUCGAGACCUUUGCUGGCCGGCGCGUCGUCGCUGUGUCGGCGGGAGAUCGCCACAGCAUCGCCAUCACCGCCGACGGCGCCGUCUGGAGCUGGGCUAUGGAGCCUCUGGCCAGCUGGGCCACGGCGACCAGCAGAACCAGCUGCUGCCCAAGCAGGUCGAAGCCUUCGCUGGGCAGCGCGUCGUCGCUGUGUCGGCUGCGGAAUACAAUAGCUUCGCCAUCGCCGCCGACGGCGGUGUUUAUGCUUGGGGUCUGGGCGAACGCGGCUGCCUUGGGGCCACGGAGAGGACCUGUCGCACCAGCUGCUGCCCAAGAAGAUCGAGCGAUUCGGGGAGAGGGGGCUGGGGCAGUGAGAGGGUUUGCUCGCGAUAUUCUUAUAGUGUGUUGAG